Molecule: messenger RNA, 3277 nt
Organism: Anneissia japonica
Lineage: Eukaryota; Metazoa; Echinodermata; Crinoidea; Comatulida; Comatulidae
Product: isocitrate dehydrogenase [NAD] subunit beta, mitochondrial-like
Exons: 10
Coding region: 121-1251 (376 amino acids)
Biological process (GO): tricarboxylic acid cycle; isocitrate metabolic process
Cellular component (GO): mitochondrion
Source: RefSeq, a predicted model, not a curated record
AAGUAGCGGCGCUAUAUAAUACGAUCUUUGGUUGAAGCAGAAACAGAUCACUAGAUAGACCUAGAUAGGGUCUGCUCAAUACUCAGGCCAAAUCCAAAAGCAACUUGAAACAAUUACAAAAUGUUUAGGAGUUGUUGCUAUUUUUUACUUAAAGGUACAUCAAAACGAGGACUAGAGUUAAGUCGCCAUGCAUCAGCAUCUGCAGCAUUAUUUCAUCCUGUGAGUGAACCUGCAUUGAAAGUGGAGGAAAGACGUACUGUCACAAUGAUUCCAGGAGAUGGAGUCGGACCAGAGCUAAUGCAGGCAGUGAGAGAGGUCUUCAAACACAUUGGAGCACCGGUAAAUUUUGAAGAGUUCCAUCUCAGUGAAGUGCAAUCACAUGGUGCUAGCCUGGAUGAAGUCGUAGAGUCACUCAAGCGGAACCGUGUCUGCCUUAAAGGAAUCAUAAACACCCCGGCUGGUGGUCCAGGAGAGCUGCAAACACUUAACAUGAAACUCAGACGGGAAUUGGAUGUUUUUGCAAAUGUUGUCCGUUGCAAAACUUUACCGGGUAUCAAAAACAGACACAAUAAUCUGGAUGUGGUUGUCAUCCGUGAACAAAUUGAAGGGGAAUACAGCGCUUUGGAACAUGAGAGCGUACCGGGAGUAAUAGAAUGCUUGAAAGUGAUUACAAGAGCAAACAGUAAACGCAUUGCAAAGUUUGCAUUUGAUUAUGCAACCAAGCAUGAUAGAAAGAAAGUAACAGCAGUCCACAAAGCGAACAUAAUGAAGUUAGCAGAUGGUUUAUUCUUGGAGAGUUGUAAGGAUGUUUCAGAGUUAUACCCUAAAAUUCAGUUUGAAUCAAUGAUUGUUGACAACACAUGUAUGCAGCUAGUCUCCAAUCCUCAUCAAUUUGAUGUCAUGUUAACGCCUAAUCUUUAUGGCAACAUCGUUGAUAAUCUGACCGUUGGAUUGGUCGGAGGUGCAGGGCUGGUCCCAGGGGAGAGUUUCUCAAAUGAAUAUGCAAUAUUUGAACCGGGUGCACGACACACAUUCACUGGAGCAGUAGGGCGCAACAUUGCAAAUCCCACGGCCAUGCUGCUCUGCUCGGCAAACAUGCUGAAACAUAUGAAUUUGAAUAUCCAUGCAAGAUUAAUAAGCGAUGCUGUAGAAAGAGUGGUCAAAACGGGAAAGGUUCGAACUCAGGACAUUGGUGGCUAUGCUACCAGCACAGACUUCACUACUGCAGUUAUAAACAGUAUUAGAAUGUAAUGUGCAUUCAAUAAAUAGAGCUAUGGACCUGCAUUAUACCAAUCAGCUAACAUUCACAUGGCUAUGGUCAUAUUAGCAUCUCUGUUUAAAGCUCAGUGUACAUUAUCAAAUUAAGUGACACAUUUGUGUGGAUGAUGUCAUAUUACACCCAUAUGGCAAAUCCACAUGCAUUUAUCACAUAAAACUACAUAGUGUGGACCGUGUCUAAAGCUAUUAUUACUGUUACAUUUGUUGGAAUUUAUAGUUUACUGGAAUGUUCAUAAGUGAUUAUUUAUUGUGAAAUAAUGACUGGAGUUUUAUCGAACACUCUGAUGUUAUAUCAUUUGUAUUUGAUAGUACAGUAGGUGUAUAGUUGUAUGGAACUCGGCUAUAGUAAAACUCAGCUAUAGCAUAUAUCGUUCCACAUCCGCUAAAAAAAUUCAGGCCUAGUUCAGACUAGGUGGAUAAACCCAGCUUAACUCACCGGGUUUAUCCACCUGCCAGUCUGAACUAGGUGGCUUAUCUCAAGCCGGGCUGUGUUGCUAUAGUAACUAGGCCUGGCGUGCCACCGUGUUUAACUUUUCUAAGCCGGGCUUUAAUUGUUGCGGGGGGUCUUGCAUUGACUUCAGGUAACAAAAUGACCAAUCAGCAUUCAAUUACUUAUGGUGUGAGCGAGCGAACAUUUCGUGAGCAAUGUUUUGAAACACGUUUGAUGGUUAAGGUUCAUUAUUAUGAAAAUUCUCACGUCUGGCUAAUCCUGCUAGUCUGAACGCCUGCCAAAGUUAAGCUGGGCUUAGCUCAAGCCUGGCUUAAGUCUGAACGUAGCCUCAAAGAAAAUCUUUCCCACUGGAAGAACAGGCAAAUUUUGCCCGCAUAUACCACUCAUACUUAUCCCAAACAAUACGCACACUUCCUGUGUUUGUAACUGUAUACAAGUUAAGGUUUAUAGUUAUGGUUGGCUGUUAUUAUUUAUAAAGUUCUGUUUUGUUACUUAAUCUACUUCUAACUCAAGAUUGGUAUAUUCAACGCAAUAUAAUAAAAUAGUAGUAUUAUAGUGAUGUUGUACUAUUAUAUCUGAUGUCUGCUUAAUCGUAACUUGCAUUACAGCCCUCCAGUUAAAACAGCCUUGGAUUGAACCGGGGACCUAUAGAUUCUACCUCCACAGUUCAAUACACCUGGCUACCACCAGUUUAGCCGACUGGGCUAUGCUGCUCUGUGGUAAAUAAAGUGUUGUUUCAAAUAUAAUGUGGGAGAGUCAAUUGUUGAUCUACUAACUUAGGAAUUAAAAACUGUGUCGAGGUGACUGGCAUUCUACAACACUACGGUAGAAGGAUGAUGCCGGCUCCGUCCCCCUAAAUCCUCCUCCUGAUACUGAAUACAUCUGCCUAAACAAAAUUAUUCUGUUCUCUUCUCAGAUCAUCUAAUACACCAAAGAAAAAACGAUCCAGAAAGAAUUCAGGCAAAAUACCUGUUUGAAUGUUUGAUGUUUCAUUUUAUUUAUUCAUUCAUUUAGUUUUCGUUCAGUAGGGUAUCCCUUUCAGUGCAAAAAAUCCUGCAUUUCCGAGGGCCCUACAACUCAUUAAAAAUGUACAAAAAAUAUACAUAAACAUAUCUUAACUACAAAAUUGGAAAAAAAAAAUUAUUGUAUUUUUAAACAAUUAGCAUUAAAUCUAUAUACCUAAUGUGUUGGCCACGCCUGACCGACCCGAAAUUGAAGGGGGGCAUUUUUUUUUUUUUUGACUACAACGAAAAAUAUUUUUAAGCUAAGCCAAAAAGGCUGUUAGGCGAUGCGACAGUGUCAUGUGAUCGUUUUGCUCUUCAAUAUAGAUUUAAAAAUGGUCUUUGUUGUAUUUUUGUGUAUUUUCCUAUUAACCUACCCAUUUUUAAAAUUUUCCCAAAGCGUGGUCAACACAAGAUUCAUCAGAAGUUAAAAAAGGAGUGUUUACUUCACGGCUCUGUUUUUACCAAUACUUGCACCACGAUACACAAAAUCGUAUUGUCAAGUUUUUGAUAUGGCUCCACAGAGUAUGAAAAAAAAAAAAAAAAA